Molecule: messenger RNA, 1962 nt
Organism: Botrytis byssoidea
Lineage: Eukaryota; Fungi; Ascomycota; Leotiomycetes; Helotiales; Sclerotiniaceae
Exons: 2
Coding region: 1-1962 (653 amino acids)
Source: RefSeq, a predicted model, not a curated record
AUGAGUGAAAGUUAUAACCCAGAUAAUGCUGCUUUACCGGAGUCUCCUUACGAUAUAGCAUUUCUGUCACAAAGAGAUUUAGGAUUGAACAUACCAAUCAAUUAUGCUACGGCUCCUGGCAUUUCUUUGACGGCCGCAUGUUUCUCAUCUCUCAGAUAUGAGGAUAAUGAUGCGGCUACUUGCAUUUCCAAUUUAUUAGCCAAUGGAUUCCGGAGAUUGGAAGUAGAUUUAUAUUGGGAUGAAGCAAGGCAGUUAUGGACUUUUUGUCCUGUUGCUGUACCAGUUUCGAGCACAGAUGUUACCUCUACACCAACUCCAACAUCGACGCUUUCAUCCACCAUAGCCAGUUUGACUUUAGCGCAACAAACUACAGAUUUGAUUCCUAGGCAGAAUGCAGCCACGAGUUCCAUCAUUCCUUCACCGAGUAUGACAGAUGUAGAUGGUACAUUUAGUUCAAGACCUACUUCCCAUAGUGUGUCUGCAGUGGACGUAAUAGCAAGCUCUCUCGAACCAACACUACCUUUAGCCUCUGCAAUCCCAAACACUUCGAACAAAUCGCUGUAUAAUAUCGGAACUUACACUUGUACUAACACUAUCAGUUUACAUAUGCUAACAAGUCUUCUCCUGGAUUACAUACAAGAAACACAAAAUACGCUUGAUGCAUAUAUGUUGAUACUGACUCUCAAUAUCCACGCAGUAGAGACUAGUUCCAGCAUUGAUGACCCUGCUCCUCAGCCAUCCGACCUUCCAGAUCCGUUAGAAUCUCUAAGGUUCCUUUUCGCGGCAAAUUUAUCAGCAUACAUAUAUACGCCAGAUGAUCUAAGGUCCAAUCGAGCAAAUUUAAAUACAUCUUGGUACCAAGUUACAGAAAGAUAUCGGCCUGCUUUAGAUUAUUAUACUACUGUCACGGAAGAAUUUGGUAUCAUAUCGACUGAAGAUGGUUGGCCGUCAGAAUCUUACAUUGAGUUUUCUCAAGGCAAACGAAUGCUUUUACAAUUUGGCUCUGUAGAUCCUCAAAUGGGGAAUUAUAAUUUCAGUGGAGAUGCAGGGACUAUCUUCCCCCCGAACUAUCUCAGCAACCGCCGCGACAAUAACACAUUAGUCAGUGCUGAUGGCGUAGUGGAAACCGGUUGCUUCCUUGUUAAUGUCACCGAAGACAUUUCUCAAGUAAACUCAUCCUGGGCAACAGCGGCAAACAUACCCGGAUUCGAGUAUCCCACAAACUCGAGUUCCAACCUGACUUCUCUCCUCAACCUAACAUCCUCUCUCACACAGUGUGGUAUAUCCCCAACCCUAAACAUAACCCUUCUCAACACCACCGCCGACACCAACAACCUCCCCUACCAAAACUACACCUACUCCACUAUCUGGUCCUGGGCCCCAUACGAACCCCGCUCCUCCAACGACAGCGAUAGCAAUGACCCCCUCUUUCGCUGCGCCACUUUUCACUCGUCCACCGCCCACUGGCACGUAUCCGACUGCUCCAGUAAACUCUACGCCGCCUGUCGCGCCCCUUCACAACCCUACAACUGGACCCUCACCACCUACCCCAUCUCCUACUCCUACGCCGCGCAAGCCUGUCCCUCCCCCUACCUCUUCUCCGCGCCCCGCACCGCCCUCGAAAACGCAUACCUGUCCCAAGCAGUCACAAACCUCUCUCCCGCCCGCGACUUCGACACCGACGAUCCGAAAGUCUGGCUUGAUUUUAAUUCUCUCGAUACGAAAAAUUGCUGGACCACUGGCGGUCCGAAUACCACGUGUCCGUAUAGCAAUCAAGAGGCAGACGAUAAUAUAAGAGAGAGAGUCGUGAUUGUACCAUUGGUGGCGACGAUCAUCGUCCUGCUCAUCUUUUUCCUCGUGCUGUGUGUGAAUUGUGGGAAGGGAUUUUUGGGGAGGAAGAGCGAGGGGAAGAGGAGACGGAGGGUGAGAGAGGGUGCGGUGUAUGAGGGGGUGCCGGCUUGA